Onychostoma macrolepis is the source of this 2658-nucleotide messenger RNA. It is a transcript of the gene cltb, whose product is annotated as clathrin, light chain B. Lineage: Eukaryota; Metazoa; Chordata; Actinopteri; Cypriniformes; Cyprinidae. The coding region runs from base 229 to 861 and encodes 210 amino acids. Gene Ontology annotation, biological process: clathrin coat assembly; intracellular protein transport; clathrin-dependent endocytosis. Gene Ontology annotation, cellular component: postsynaptic endocytic zone cytoplasmic component; synaptic vesicle membrane; clathrin coat of trans-Golgi network vesicle. The record is from RefSeq and is a predicted model, not a curated record. The transcript is spliced from 5 exons. Gene Ontology annotation, molecular function: clathrin heavy chain binding; structural molecule activity.
GCCCUCCCAACUAGAGCUGCGUGUCAUUCAACGCAUAGCCAACCUGCUGCCAUAAAAAAAGUACAAAUUAUCUCAUAUACUUUUACAAGGCACAAUUCUGUCUCUGUUUGACCUUUAACAACUAAUGUAAGUUUAUUUUUCCUUUAAACACUCCUAACUUGCUUGAAGAACAAAACAGCUGGAGGGUUUUAGUGAAGCUUUACGGAAACCGGUGUUACUUUGUUAAACAUGGCUGACGACUUUGGCUUUUCGGCCUCCGACAACGGAGUUCAUGCAGAAGAAGAUCCGGCCGCGGCGUUUCUGGCCCAGCAGGAGAACGAGAUCGCCGUGAUCGAGAACGACAGCGCCGGGUUCGGUGUUCUGGAGGACGGUGGACCUCCGCCCGCGAACACCUACACGUCCUUCGGAGGUGAUUUUGGAGACGCACCAGAUACUGCUGUAAACGGAGAUAUGUUUCAAGAAACCAACGGCACAGCUGACAGCUACUCAGCCAUUGCCCAAGUUGACAUGCAGAGACAAGAACCUGAAAGCCUGCGCAAAUGGAGGGAGGAACAAAAGGCUCGGCUGGAGGAAUUAGAUGCAGCCUCUAAAGCAGCUGAGGCUGUGUGGAGGGAAAAGGCCCGGAAGGAACUAGAGGACUGGCAUGUACACCAGAAUGAACAGAUGGAGAAGAAUAAAGCCAACAACAGAGUGUCAGAGGAGGCCUUCCUCAAGGAGUGCGAUGAUGACAGUCCUGGAACAGAAUGGGAGAAAGUGGCCCGUCUAUGCGACUUUAACCCCAAAACCAGCCGUCAGACUAAAGACGUCUCUCGGAUGCGCUCAGUUCUUAUUUCUCUAAAACAGACGCCUCUGGUUCGCUAACGUAACUCCCUCUUGUUUUUUCUAGGCUUUCUUCCUGAUCCCUCUUGCACUUUAUUUUAGUGAGGCUGAACACUUUUAACAGAUUUAAGCGUUUAUGUUUUUAAAAAGGGUCAUUGAAUGUGUACGCUUUACUGUAUUUAAACUUCCUAUUUAUGCAUCCUGGUGUUUUGCAAAGACUUUGGCUGUUCCAUAUGUUAAAGAACAUACUGUAAGUGUGCCUCGAUCCAUUCAAAACAAGUCAAGUUUUCCCUUAAUCUCAAGCUACAUGAAAGGCGGCAGAUGUUGCCAAAAGUAUUUUGGUUAGUUAUUUUUGUGAUUGUCACAAUAUUUGCAGAGCCCAUUGGACAGCAUUAAUUCACUGGUACCAAUAAGUGUCUUUAUUGCCUUGUUACACAGGAAAUGGAAGUGUUUGGUUACAUUCUACACAUGAACAGUUUAGUUACCAUCUCUCACCCUAUAUAGUAUUUUUUUACCAUUUAUUUGUCUUCCUAAGUUGAAUGUUAUGUGUUGUAAUCAGUAUCUGGGUUUGGCAUUAUCUGCGUUUGUGUAUUUCUGUUCACUUCCAAGAGGGACGUUACAUUUCUGAGCUUGCUAAGGUUCUUGUUUUAUUAUAAUUUACACAUUACCACUUUUCAAUAUUCAGACUUUUCCACUAUCGGGCCGAACGGUUCUAAGAACGCUCAGGUACGGUUCCAGUUGUUUUUCCACGUGAGCCUGGUACGGCAAACCGUGCCGAACCGUGCUGGUAGAGUGCGUGUGCGUGACCUCGCCACUCAGGAUCCGUCACUUGUCUGUUGCCUGGCUGCUAGUUUCUAGCUUGCUAAGCGCACUAUUUUGAGCAAUGUAAACACAAAUUAGUAAUACAAUCUAAAGACAUUUCUGAUCAUCCUCCAUAAUGCGGUGGUUAUUUACACCUCAUAUCAUAUGUAAACACUUGUGUUACCAUGGCAACGACUGACGCUUUUGAAUUGCAUUCCAAAGAGAUCCGUUAUCAGCCCCGCAGUGGAAAACGAAACCGUAUCCGUGCUGACUGGCCCGGAACGGAACGGUUAAGCAAAGAGAACCGUUUGGCCCGAUAGUGGAAAAGCGGCUAGUAGUAGUUAUUAGUUAAGGGUGCAGUUUUUAAUUCAGUGUGCAUGUUGCCCAUAAAAGCUUCUAUUAUAUUUAAAAUAGAAGAAAUCUUGUACAGAUGAAGGAUUAAUACUCAGAUUUAACCUGCUGAUAUACCACUGCACAGAAAUCUUUCUUGGCACAUUAAGCACAUGCCUGUGCUGCUUACAUAGCAGUUAAUGUUUUGUUUUGUUUUGUUUUAUGUUACUAUAUACAAAAGGGACUAAGAAUAUGUUUGAACCAUGUGCUUUUCUAGUGUACAGUUUGUAAUUGUGGCCUCAGUCUACGGCAAUGAAUCAUGUGCCUAAACCUUUUCUCACUGUGAGACUUGCUUGUCUAUCUGUAGGCCUUCAUCAUUCAAAGCUGCCAAAACCGCUAGAAAUAAAACGUAGCACGGUAAGUUAAUGCAGGUAGUUGUAUUUUUACAUAAACCUGCUGGAAUUAAAACAAUACUGCUUUUUAUAGACCAGAUUUUGAAUUUGUAAUACUACUUGUUAAUUAAUGGCACAUGUAUACAUGUUACAGAUAGUUUGAUUAAGUUAGGAGGCCUUCUUUCUAUUGAAAAUGUAAUUUUAGUUGGCUUUUAAGAUAACUUUCGUUGCAUAUUACAACAAAUGAUGGUUAAUAACCAAAGAAAUCGUCUGUAAGUUUUUGACUGCUUCAAUUAAACUUUUGGUUCUAAUUCAA